UCAGCAGUCGUGCUUAUCUCACUCCCGGUUUUCUGGUUAUUUAGUUAAGCAUCUUUUUUAGUGGCAGUGCCCAGGCAAUGCACUCCAGGCGACCAUCUCCAGCUGCACCUCAGCUGGGCUCAGUCCUUUCACAGGCUCCGGUUCAGUGCAACUUCAUCCUGUGCCUUCGGGAGGUAGAUUUCAGGCACGCUGUGGGUGAGGUUCUUGAGAACAAACCGAAGGAAACCAGUUGCAGAGAGCUCUGACCCAACCGGUGAAAUGAUGUACCAAACUUUGCCAUCAGAAGCCCUUGGAUCUGAAAGAUGAUAACACCGAAAUUCACUGUCCUAUUACAGUAAAUCCAUGGCACAUGAAGAAAGCUUUUAAAGUUAUGAAUGAAUUAAGAAGUCAAAACUUGCUGUGUGAUGUGACGAUAGUAGCUGAAGACAUGGAAAUUGCAGCGCAUAGAGUUGUGUUAGCCGCCUGCAGCCCCUACUUCCAUGCCAUGUUUACAGGUGAGAUGAGUGAAAGCCGAGCAAAAAAAGUUCGAAUAAAGGAAGUUGAUGGCUGGACUCUAAGGAUGCUUAUUGAUUAUAUUUACACUGCUGAAAUUCAAGUUACAGAAGAAAAUGUGCAGGUACUGCUCCCAGCAGCUGGUCUCUUGCAACUACAGGAUGUGAAAAGGACUUGCUGUGAAUUUUUGGAAUCCCAGCUUCAUCCUAUCAACUGCCUGGGGAUUCGUGCUUUUGCUGACAUGCAUGCAUGCUCAGAUCUCUUGAGCAAGGCCAACACAUAUGCAGAACAGCACUUUUCCGAUGUUGUACUUAGUGAAGAAUACCUCAAUCUUGGCGUAGAGCAGGUGUGCAGUCUUAUAUCCAGUGACAAACUCACAAUUCCCUCAGAGGAGAAGGUAUUUGAAGCAGUGAUAGCCUGGGUAAACCAUGACAAAGAUGUAAGGCAGGAGUUAAUGGCACGUCUGAUGGAGCAUGUUCGGCUGCCUUUGCUUUCCCGGGAGUAUUUAGUUCAGAGAGUGGAAGAGGAAAUACUGGUUAAGAACAGCAGUGCUUGUAAAGAUUACCUCAUUGAAGCUAUGAAGUAUCACUUGCUACCAACUGAGCAACGAGCAUUGAUGAAAAGCACGCGAACAAAAUUGAGAACACCUGCUAGCCUUCCAAAAUUGAUGAUGGUAGUUGGGGGACAGGCACCAAAGGCAAUUCGCAGUGUUGAAUGCUAUGAUUUUAAAGAAGAACGCUGGCAUCAGGUAGCUGAAUUGCCUUCCAGAAGAUGUAGGGCAGGAAUGGUUUACAUGGGAGGCAUGGUUUAUGCUGUUGGUGGUUUCAAUGGCUCUUUGAGAGUUCGUACCGUCGAUUCCUAUGAUCCAGUGAAAGACCAGUGGACAAGUGUUGCUAACAUGCAGGACAGGAGGAGCACCCUGGGAGCAGCUGUAUUAAAUGGCCUCCUUUACGCUGUGGGAGGGUUUGAUGGGAGUACAGGUUUGUCAUCAGUCGAAGUUUACAACUUGAAGACUAACGAGUGGUUUCAUGUAGCUCCAAUGAACACAAGAAGAAGUAGUGUUGGCGUAGGUGUUGUUGGAGGUAAGCUGUAUGCUGUUGGUGGCUACGACGGAGCGUCACGGCAGUGCCUUAGUUCAGUAGAAUGCUAUGAUGCCAAUUCCAAUGAGUGGAGCUAUGUCGCAGAAAUGAGCACUAGGCGGAGUGGGGCAGGUGUUGGUGUGUUAAACAAUUUAUUGUAUGCAGUAGGUGGUCAUGAUGGUCCUUUGGUAAGGAAAAGUGUUGAAGUGUUUGACCCCAUUGCCAGUACGUGGAAGCAGGUUGCAGACAUGAACAUGUGCAGACGGAAUGCAGGUGUUUGUGCUGUAAAUGGUCUCUUGUAUGUAGUUGGAGGAGAUGACGGUUCCUGUAAUUUAUCAACAGUGGAAUAUUAUAAUCCAACAACUGAUAAAUGGACGGUUGUGUCAUCUUGUAUGAGUACAGGAAGGAGCUAUGCAGGUGUUACAGUUAUUGACAAACCAUUAUGAUCAGUAAAGGGAUUUUCAACUUGAUUAUGCACUAGAAGCAGUCUUCAACAAGUGUAUUUGAAGUGACUGAGUAUCUAAGCACUUCUCUACUUGUAGCUGCACCUUGAGUCACAGUGGAAGAUGUGACUGUCUACAAUUACAGAUGACAGAUGAUGAAGAUUACUCUAGGUAGAAGCAAUGUGUAGGAUUAUUCUGCAGUUGAGCAGAAGCUGAUUGAACUCUUGAAGUCUGGUGGACCAUUUUUUUUUAUUGCAAGGUCUUCAGAAAAAACCCCAACACUUUCAUAAGGACCGACUUCUGUCAGUAAUGACUGAGAAACGGAUUGUGAGUGAAGAAUGGUGUGUAUUCUGGUGAAAGUAAAUUUUUGUCUUAUUUUUUCCAGAGACUAAUAAAUAUAUUUAAGGAAAUGAACUGUCAGUCUUCAUAGUAGGUAUUGAAUCCCACCUCAGUAAUUCAAGCUGGCAUGGGGUAAAUUUGUUUCCUUUUAUAAAACUUUUGUUACAUAACUAUACUACGUGCAUAUGUUUGUGUGAGCAUAAGUUGCUCUCUAUUGAAACUCUUCAAAACCUGAUUUUACUAUUUAUAAUUUGGCACAGUACUUUGAAUAUGUCAGUACUAUGUUGUAAAACAGAGAUGUAUUUUUUGAUAUGUAACAAUGCUUAACACUAAUUCCCGCUGAAGGAGAUCAGAGACGGUAUAACACUUCUUGAGCAGGUGUAAUUUCAAUAUCUUUUUAAUAAAAAUGUUGUCUGUACUUACGGGGGUUUUUUUUCCUGUUCAAUUUUGGUCACAUUUAGAUGUUACUUCUUUUUUACCUUUUUAUCCAAAAGGUGAUUUGGCAUGACAAUAACUGAAAAUUUAUAGUGAAUGUAUGCAAUUGCGUUGAACUUGCAUGGUACAAAGGCCUAUUUAUGCGUGUAACCUCAGCUUCUAUUAGCCAAUAUCUGAAUAUACUGUAUGUGGCCAUGCUUAUAAAGCAGCACAUUUUUAUUUGUUCUUGGAUGGCCUCCUUUUAACAUGACCAAAGUUACUGUCAUAUUUGAGACAUUUUCUUCAAAUAAAAGUUUGUACAUUGUUUCCUAAUGCCAA
This is a messenger RNA of Corvus hawaiiensis (hawaiian crow), 3106 nucleotides long. It is a transcript of the gene KLHL2, whose product is annotated as kelch like family member 2. The record is from RefSeq and is a predicted model, not a curated record. The transcript has 15 exons. NCBI's taxonomy places the organism in Eukaryota, Metazoa, Chordata, Aves, Passeriformes, Corvidae. Gene Ontology annotation, molecular function: protein binding. The coding region runs from base 350 to 2017 and encodes 555 amino acids.